UCACCUGCUGUCAUCGAAUUUCAUCUGUUAUCGUCUAUUUUCAUCCGUUAACACCAAUCCAGCCCAAGGAAAGAGCUGAGACAGAGGGACGGAGGUCGGCUGUCUUGAGUUUGGUCCUUGCCGUGGAAACCUGCCGUUGGUUACCGUGGAAACUGCAUCCUGGUUGUUACAACACCGCAACUCGGAUCGAGGCUUUUUCCCUCUAAGCUGGAUCGUCGCUGGUGUUAAGACUGGAUUCCGCCUGACUUUGAGGACUCUUGAGCUGUUGUACCAAAACCUGUGAUCAGCCUGCCACGUACCCGAGGCCCAGCUGUCCAGAGCCCACGUCCACCGGUAGUCUCACAUCACUGUGGUCUAGGGGGAUUUUUAUAAACGUUUUUUUUUUUUUUGUGAUUUACUGAGCACCUGAAUGCCCCAAGACUACCCUGUAGCAGCUGGUGGUGCUGCAGUUCCUCCUCCAGCCUGCAGGGCGGCGGACGGCAGCCGGGCGCUGGAGAGACGGAGCCUUGGGAUGAGCGAGUUCUGGCACAAGAUGGGCUGCUGCGUAGUGGCCAAGCCCCCACCGAAGAAGAAGAGGAGGAAGAUAGACCGCACUAUGAUCGGGGAGCCCACCAACUUCAUACACCUCACACACAUUGGCUCUGGAGAGAUGGCCGAGGGACUACCACCGUCAGGGUCUGUGCAGGAGCAGAUGAGGUCAAAAGGUCCCAGCAUAAAUGGAAGAAACAGCCUCUUAUAGCCGAAUUCCGGGUGGUUUGAUACAAGCCUUCAUCUUCCUUCUGAGGAAGAGACCACACACCCCGACACACCUCCACCCAACCCCAACAGCAGCAUGAACACCUCCGGUCUAACACACACACAGCUCUCUGGAUCACCCACCGGACCGGACCGGACCGGACCACCCUGCCUUCAUCCCCAGUCAUCCCAGUUUAUCUGCCUGUCUCCUUCCCGCCUCCAGGGGGCACUGCUCUGUGUGGCAAUAAAACGAGUCAUCCCACUGGCAUUUACUGGAGAAAAACUUUGGAUCCAACGGCUCUUAAUCAGAGGGACUGUUGGGAUCCCAUCCAGCUCCCAUCCACCCGUCCCCUUCAAUCUGAGUUUACCUUCCAGAAAACCCAGUCAGCUGACUGCCAACUCCACCCGAGCCCGGACCGGCGUCACAUCCGUCAACCUCCACACAUCCACAACCAGUCUGACACUGGUUGUCACUUUUUUGUUGUUGUUGUUGUUGGUGGGUUUUUUUUCUUUUUUUGCUUGUAGUUUUUAAUCCACAAUAACGUUUCAGUCAUUUCUGCGACCCACAACACUUUCUGCUUAAGAUCAGCCCAAAAUUCGUCCUGACGGAAAAGUCGAACGAACAAACAAAAACAAACGAACGAACGAACGAACAAAAUGAGCUCAUGUGAGGACGGUGAGAUUAUUCUGGGUUUCUGUCUAAGAGGCUGACGCAACGUAGAGACUUCAACUCCCACAAUCCCUUUCCACCCCCAUGUUUCUUUCAGGUUGCCCAGCUCAGCCUACGAUUGAGACUGGAGGCAAGGCCUGGCGUAAAGGACCCCCCCCCCCCGGUCAGGAUUGGUUGGAUUUGGUUGGUUGGGGGGGUGUUGUCACUGCGCUUUAUUUCCCACAUCUCGACCAGCGGCUGGUGAAUGAUUAAUAACUCCUGUUUUAGAAGUGGGAAAGUCCCUGGACUGCUGCCCUGUUCUAGAGACCAGACCAUGUGUGUGUGUGUGGGGGGGGGGGAUUUUGAUUUCUCAUUACCUUGACGUGGUGGUUUUAGUUUUCCAAACAGUUUUAAAAUGCCAAACCCGUAUUAGAGCCGUGUGUUGGCCGUAGCGUGUCUGAGCGCUGGCCAGGUGAUGAUUCACCAGCCUCGGCCAUGUCUGGCGGUGUGUACUACAUCACAGCAGACUGCCGUAGGAAAUAGUCACACCCUUAUCAGAAGCCUGUUUAGACUGAAGUACAAGUAUGUCACUUCUCUGAAUGACCGCUUCAUUCACCUGAGGAAAAAAAACAAAACUCGUUCUAGCCGCGUCCGUUAGCGUUUAGCCGACGGGCCGAUUUGUGGCUCAAGUGUCACCUGAUCAGACAAACAUGACACGUGACUAGCUUCCUCUCCUGUUUAACCAUUUCAUUUGUCAAAUUUAGUAAAGACAACCUCAUCAAACAACUCCGAUAAAUAUGAAAUAUACACAGAUACACUAACUUACUAAACAUUUAAUUUAUUCAUACUAGAUCAAAUUCAUUUAAAUGUCAGCUGUAAAGAAAAAGUUUAAAAACUGAAGAUGUGUCAACUCAUUUCAUCAUUUCAUGUUCAUUAUUUUUAUUUACAGCCUGAGAUCUGACAGAAGCCCCGCCUCCUUCCUCCUCUCAGCCAAUGAGCUCUGCAGUUGUUCAAAACGUCUCGUGAAUGGGAGAGGGUCAGUAAUGUCUUGGCCACAUCAGAGGGCAGCUCAGGUGGGCUGGCUUUGGGUUAGGCGUGAUUUAUGGUUCUGUCCCAGACAGCAUCCGGAUGUGGGCCAUUUCAGGCACUGAUGCAGCACCGAUGGCCUUCUUCUGGCCCUGACAAAAUGGAUGUGAGCCUGAAGUGGCAGACAUGUAUAAUAGCAAAUACGGCCCAAAUAUGCCAAAUCAAAUGUGGGCCUUUUUUUGAUAAAGAUGUGGUGCUCUCGGCAACAUGUGAUCUGGAUGUGACCCUGAAGUGGCCCGUGUGGUAAAUGGCGAAUAUGGCCCAAAUGUCACAAAACAAAUAGGGGCCACCUUUAAUAUGUGGCACAUGCGGCAUUGCUAUUGGCUUGGUUCUGGCCCAGAUCUGGCAAACAGGAAGCAGACCGCCCAAGUGCCAUCAUUCCACGUGGUAUGCGGGCCGGAUGAUACUGUCGGGUGUGGGACGGGUCCGGGCCACAGCAAUGUUGCUAUCUGGGGUGUGAAGCUGGCCUCAUAGCCUUUGUUCACCUCCUCAAAGAUGUACACGUGUGUGAGGCUAUAUGGACGCCACAAGAGCUGUGACUUGGUUUGCUUUGGCCGCUCACCCAACCCAAUUUCUGGUACUGUCACCCGGCAGCUCAUCCGUCUCUUGCUUUUGGCGCACAAACACGGAAAACUCCCCGCCCUCCUUUAACGUGUUCCGUGGUCUGCAGGCCCUCUCCCCUUCCAACAUAAUUUGGUCCUCCUCAAUAGUGCCGACAAAACGGGCUCUUUUUACUCAUCUACCAAUGGAAAUGGCCUUGCGAGAUGAUCUUAUUUCCGCAUCCACAACGCUGCCAUGUGGUGUGCUGUGUUGCUAUGAUGUGGGCACCACAGAACCCCACCAUCACUCCAACGCAGAACCACGAGUCACGCCUUAGGGUUAGGGCUAGGAGGCGUACAUGCUCCCAGUUUCUAAUAUCCGUAACAGCUCUCGGAGCACUGACACGCUUUGCUUUCCAUCUUUCUAUUUGUUAGCGUUAAGCUCCACCCCCCUCAUAGCACACAACGUGUCAUUGGUUGAAAGAGUGAACAAGGCGGGGCUUAUGUCUGACGUAAGUGAACUAGUGACUACUAAAGGUUGGACUCAGUAUUCCAAUUAAUCCCUGAGCUUCACCAUCGGAAUGUUUUCUGUAAUGUAAUUCUAUUUGUUUUUCAGUUUUUGCUGUUGUUGUUUUUUUAUUCCAUUUUUUUUUGUGGGCUUUGGGCCCCAAAGCGGGUCAUGUGCCAACCUGUUUUGGGGUCCCUGUGACGGGACCAGAUAGCAGGACGUUUUAGGGAGUCUGGGUCCGAAAGCCUAAGUCGGAAUUGUUGUUUAUUGUGUCACGGUCUCAAAUCCAAAGAGUCCACUAUACCCCUUUCGUCCAGUGUUCUGGCCGUGACACAGGCGUUCUCCUGUUCAAAGACUUGUUAUUGGUUUCGCUGUCAUUCAGUAGCGUCGAGCAAAUGUUGAUCUGGAUUUGUGUUCUGAGUGUUCCACCCUCCAUUUUCUCUCCGGUUAUUUAACUGUGACCGUCGUGUUCCGCGGUUGCCGUGGAAACCGAUGAGUCACGGCGUGCCCUCUUGCCGCGGCAACCGGCCACUUCCCGCCCCGCCCCGCCCCGGCCGAGUCCG
Molecule: messenger RNA, 4080 nt
Organism: Lampris incognitus (smalleye Pacific opah)
Lineage: Eukaryota; Metazoa; Chordata; Actinopteri; Lampriformes; Lampridae
Gene: cdc42se1
Product: CDC42 small effector 1
Exons: 5
Coding region: 410-739 (109 amino acids)
Biological process (GO): regulation of Rho protein signal transduction
Cellular component (GO): plasma membrane
Molecular function (GO): small GTPase binding
Source: RefSeq, a predicted model, not a curated record